AGUUGCCAUAUACAGCCACAUUUUGUCGAAUCGUGUGUUUGCGUGCACUUCUUGCGUUGUGCGUUUGCUCCUGAUUUCGUGCAUGCUAAAAUUUGUGAUCGAUCAAAUACUGCCAUAAUCGCAAAAUGCCGCUGAAAGCCGUGUGCGUUCUUAACGGAGAUGUGAAGGGAACGAUUUUCUUCGAACAGAGCGUGGAAUCGGAUCCGGUCAAAGUGACCGGCUCGGUUACUGGUCUGAAGCCUGGCGAUCAUGGAUUCCACAUUCAUGAAUUCGGCGACAACACUAACGGUUGCAUGUCUACGGGCGCGCACUUCAAUCCGCACGGCAAAACACACGGAGCACCGACCGCUGAAGAGCGCCAUGCUGGUGACAUGGGAAACAUUGUUGCGGACGGUACCGGUGAAGCAAAGGUAGACUUGACCGUGAGCCAGAUUGCCCUGAGCGGACCAAUGAACGUGGUGGGCCGUUCGCUGGUUGUUCAUGCUGAUCCGGACGAUCUUGGCCUGGGAGGACAUGAGUUGAGCAAAUCCACCGGCAAUGCCGGUGCUCGUCUGGCCUGUGGUGUAAUUGGAUUGUGCAAAAUUUAAGCCAUGCUCUAUCAUUCAAUCGACAAGUUCCGCACAGUUGGAAGGGACAGAGGAAACAGACAAGACGACAUACUUUCUUGUAUAAUGAAGAACCAACAUACAUGUAUGUAUGAGCCAUCUGUGUGGAAAGUUGAUGUAAAACUAUUGUUAAUUCCAUUACAUGGGGAAAAGGUCUACACAGGUACAUCACUGUCAAUAAAUGUAUGAAAAAUUCCAAUA
Anopheles funestus (African malaria mosquito) is the source of this 806-nucleotide messenger RNA. It is a transcript of the gene Sod1, whose product is annotated as superoxide dismutase [Cu-Zn]. The record is from RefSeq and is a predicted model, not a curated record. Bases 126 to 587 code for a protein of 153 amino acids. Lineage: Eukaryota; Metazoa; Arthropoda; Insecta; Diptera; Culicidae. The transcript is spliced from 2 exons. Gene Ontology annotation, biological process: removal of superoxide radicals. Gene Ontology annotation, molecular function: copper ion binding; superoxide dismutase activity.